UUGAGGAACAAUUGGACCAAGCCAAAAAACAUGUUGAACAAUUUAGAUCCAUGUCAGAAGCCAAUGAAUCAGCCCUUGGUGACUUGAACAAGGCAAGUGAUGAAUUUAAACGAUCUACUGAGGGUAAACUCAAGACAGCAGAGCAAGAAAUUGCCCAGUACAAAUCUCAGAUGGCCACUCUUCAAGCCUCAAACCAAGAUCUCAGUGCAGCAAGAGCCAAAUUAACCAGAGAAGCAGAGUCACAAACCAAGAGUUUACGAGACGUGUUGAGUAAGGUUAGGGGGGAGCUGGAUGAAGCUUUAAAGAAGGCGCAGACAUCUACUGCUGCUGAGAUGACGGCCAAAGAGGAACUGAAGGAACAGGCUAUGUUGGCUGCAGAGGCUCAAGAUAAGUAUGAGAGAGAACUUGUCCUCCAUGCUAAUGAUGUUCAAGCUUUGUCCACAGCUAAAGAACAGCUUCAAGAACAGAGUAGUAAAUUUAAAGAAGUAGAGGACCGUGCCCUUGCAGCAGAGCAGAAAUUAGAGGAAUAUGCCAAGUCUUGGGAGGAUCAGAAAAAGGCAAAAGCUUCAGAAGCCAAAAAACUAGAGGCUCGCUGUGCUGACCUUGUGAAUCAGAACUCUAUGCUUCAUGGCCAGCUAGAAAAACUCAGUUCCCAACUUGCUGGUAGUAAACAGAUGGCGUUGAACAUCCCUGUGACACCCCAAGAGGGUGUGGCAGCAGACGGAGGGGAAGAGACUAACAAAAGUAUUGAAGAACUCUGGGAAAUCAUCAGAUUUGUUCGUCGGGAAAAGGAGAUCUCUGAGACCAAGUGUGAACUAUCUCAGUCUGAAAGUAUUCGCUACCAGCAACGCUGUGAAUACUUAGAGGCACAAGUGGCAGAUCUGCAGAAGAACAUGACUGAGGAAAGAACACAGUCAGAGAUCAACACUCAGACUGCAGCUCAGCAUGCAGAGAUCAUGGAGAAAGUGGAGCGACUGAAUGAAGUUAUUGAGAGCAAUAAAGUACUGACAAAUGAAAAAGAGACAGCUGAAAAGACAGUAAAAGAGCUUGCAGAAAAGAUCAAAGGACUGGAGGGGGAGAUGAAACCUCUGAAGGAUGGUGUGCAGUCACUUACAUCACAGAAAGAUGCUUUGUUGGCCGAGAAAACAGCUCUUAAAAAUGAGAUUGUGCGCUGGACAGCAAAGAUCAAACAGUUGACAGAACAGUACAAGGAUGUUGAUGUUGAUGAGUAUAAGAGAAUUAAAGAGGAAAAGAAACAGUUUCAGCAGCAGAUAUCCAGCCUGAAAGCUGAUAAUCAAAGAAUAAAAACUCAGACAGAAUCCUUGAAAUCUGACUUGUCAAAAACACAAGGAGAGUUAGCAGGAUUAAGGGCAAUGUCACAAAAAUCAACUGAUCAGCUGGGAAGUUUGAAAGAAGAACAUCAGAAAGAACUAUCUAAAAUGCAGCAGGAAGUAGAAUCCCUAAAGGCAUCUGUAGAAGCCAAGACAAAAGAAGUCAAUGAAAAGAAUGCAACCCUGCUGCAGGUGAAACGAAUAGCUCGUCGUUACAAGACCCAAGUUGAUGAGCAAACAAAGGAGAUGGAAGAGCUCAAGAAAAAGACCAAUGAGGCUGGGCAGUCCACAGCUAACGGAACAGCAGAAGCUGCAUCUUCUGGGGUGACAGCUGCAGAAAAUGUUGAUGUUGCUGCACAGGAGAACAAGAUCAAAGAGCUAACAGAACAGGUAAAGAACUUUGAUGAGGAAGUAAAAAAACUUAAAAAGAUAGCUCGUCAUUACAAGACUCAACAUGAGGAACAAACUAAAGAAAUGGAGGAACUGAAAAAGAAAUUGGAAGACUCUGGGCAGGCCACAGCAGAAGGAGUAUCACCAGGUGAUGCAUCUAGUGGUACUGCUGAUCUGGCAUCAGAAGAGAACAAGGUGAAAGAGUUAACAGAACAGUUGAAGACUGCAAUGGAUGAGGUCAAAAAGCUGAAAGAGUUGGAUGAGCAGAAUAAGACAUCCCUGAAGGAGAAAGAGGAUAAGAACAGGAAAGUGCUAAUACAAGCCAGAGAAAGGCUGCAGCAGCUUUCAGCUACUAAGGACAGACUGAGUGCAGAAAAUGAAGAAUUUAAGAAGAAACACAAGUCACUGAGUGAUGAGAAGGAGGCAGUAACCCAGCAAUUGACUGAAUUUGAGAUGAGAAUGAAAGUCUUGAACUCACAAUGUGAAGGGAAAGUAACAAGGUUGGAGAAAGAGCUACAAGAUUAUAAAACAGCUAAUGACACAAAGGAGAAGGCAGUUGAAGAAAUGAAGAAACAAAUAGAGGAGUACAGGCAGAAAGAAAAAGUUGAUGUGGAAAAACUUCAACAGAAGCUGCAACAAUAUCAAGCACUGAUACAGAAACAGCAGAUGAAAAUAAAGUCUUUUGCAGUCAAUACAUCAAGUUCCAUUUCAAGACCAUCCUCAGGAGAAGUUACUGGAGCAGAGACUACAACAACUCAAGCAGAAACACCGUCAAGUAUCACUGUUACAUCAGCACCACCAAUAUCUCUAGUGCCACCAACAGCAACAAUAAAACCAACCACCACCCCCACAACAAUUAAACGCUCUGGACCUAAAGCUAGUGUGCGGCCUAUAGCAGUUGCACCAACACAAAGCACACCCACCCCCACUGCAACUGUCUUACCAACAGUCACUUCCACCCCCUCAGAGGCUGUAAGUGUUGCUGGAACCAUAAGGGUGACAGGAACGGCAAUUUCUACAGCAAGCAGUGUGUCAACCUCUGUACCAACCACAGUGUCCGUUCGUCCAAUCACCAGUACUGUAGAAGUGCAGCAGCAACAGCCUUCUCAAGGAGAGUCUGAGGUGUCAUCCACUGAGGUGACAGCCAGUGAACAGCUGCAGCCUACUCCAUCUACAGCUGUGGUAUCAGGAAAGAGACAGAGAGAUGAAUCUCAAGUUACUGACAGAAGUGCAACUGAAGUCGUGGAAGGUACAAGUACAGAAGAUGAACCUCUGCCGAAGAAAAUCAGGACUGUAGAGCUUCAAGUGGAAGAUGAAGUUGGAACAUCACAAGAAGCAUUUGAAGACACAGCUGCAGAUGGCACAGGUGAUGAUCAACUUGAAGAAGAGGAAGAAGGAAAGGAAGAGUUUGAUUUCGAUGGUUAUGAUGGGGAAGAGGGUGAGGAGGAAGAAGACCAGGAGACACAAGAUUCUGGAAGACAAGAGGUGAUUCAAGCUACAACCAUAGAACCAGAGGUAGUUUUGAUUGAAAGUGAUGAAGAUGAAGAUGUUGAGGAAGAGAACCUUGAUGAAGGAGAAGAGGAGGAGGAUGAUGAAGAUUAUGUUGAGCAGGACGAGGAUUAUGCUGAGGGAGAGGUGGGUGAGAUGGAGGAAGAUGAUGAAGGUGAAGAUGAAGAAGCAGAGUACAUGGAAGGAGAGGUUGUUGAUGAAGAUGAUGAAGAUAUGGACGAAAAUGGAGAGGAUGAUCCAAAGCAAGAGGUGGUGGAAGUGAUCGAUGAUGAUGAAGAUGACAUGGAUGAAAAUGUUCGGGAAGCAGCAGCAAUUGAAGAAAGGCAGAUGGGAGAAGAGGAUGCUGGAGAGAUAGUAGGAGAAGAAGAUGUUGCUGAAGAAAUACAGGAUCAGAAUGAGAUUGAACAAGCUGAGACUUCUGACGCAAAUGUAGAAAGAGAGAUUUCCACAACAGAGCAGCUUACAACAGGAGCUGCUGUUGAUAGUCAGUUAUUGGAAAGCGCACAGAGAUCUGUUACACCAACAACAUCAGUCACAAUUACACAACGUCUCCUGUCUGCUAGGUCCCAUUUGCCACCGUUUUCAUUUCCUCAGGGCCAACCAGCUCCAGGUCCAUUUAACGAAGAAGAAGACUGUAUGGUGCCCAGCACCCCUACACUGUAUGUACCAAAGAGAACUGAUGGUUUUGCUGAGGCUAUAAGCUCUCCACAAAUAAAUCGUUCAUCAUUCUCAUUUGCUGCACCUGGAGAGAGCUCUAUGUCAUCUGUAGGUGUUUUGGAACUUGGCAUGUCAGAAGAAGGGCUCCGUGUAGAUGACACACAAGUGGACCUUAUGGGGGGCUCAGAUGAAGCUUCUCAUGAGAGACCUUCCUUUGUAGUGCCUACAGGCUUACCAGAAGCAGUGGAAGCAAGUACAGCCAGCCAGUCCAACCAACGAAUCCCAAGCACUAGCUCAGACACAAGGCAGCUCUCAUUAGAAAGUUUGGAGAGUGAGACAGAAGCUGGCAGUAUUGCCACUGUCCCUGCCAUCAUGGUCACACCUGUUACGGAGGCAUCGGAGGAAUCAUCUGAGCAGAAUGUUCCUGUUUCUCAAGCUCAUCCUGAGGUUCUUGACACAGAAGUGGUGGAGCUGUUGGAAGAUGUGGAGGCACUGAAAGAAGGAGAGGAAGCUGAAGAACAAGAAGCAGUAGAAAAAGGAAGUGAGUUAGAAAUGAAAGAAUCACAAGAAUUUGCAUCAGAAGACAUUUCCCAGCCAAGUAUUUCAGGAGAACCUUCUAGGACUAGUUCUCAGUCUGCCUCAACAACAGGGGGAUCUGCAGCUAAAGCUAGACAAGAUCUAAGUAGGGGCAGAGGUUCAGUUGUGCAGUUAAGGAGGCCAGCCACAACAUCUACUUGGUCCACUACAAGGGGAGGUACCCAAGCUCAAAGAGGUACUUCAGCAUCAGGAAGAGUUCGUCGUCUAAGAAGGGAUCCUGUGAGAGGUCCUGGUGCUCAUCGUGGUCGUGGGACACAAAUGCCCCGUGGCAGGCAGGGCGGGACUCCAAGAGGAGGAGGACAGGCAUAAAAUGACCUCGCUCAUGAUUAAAUUGUGUAACCUAGGAUCCUUUUUAGCUUUUGUACAGAAUAGGUUUUUUGGUUUUGUUAAAGAAUCUUGUAAUAAAGUUAACAUGCAGUGCUUAAAGGCA
This is a messenger RNA of Pocillopora damicornis (cauliflower coral), 4914 nucleotides long. RefSeq names its product nucleoprotein TPR. Gene Ontology annotation, biological process: protein import into nucleus; regulation of mitotic spindle assembly; mRNA export from nucleus. Gene Ontology annotation, molecular function: structural constituent of nuclear pore. Gene Ontology annotation, cellular component: nuclear pore. The record is from RefSeq and is a predicted model, not a curated record. Lineage: Eukaryota; Metazoa; Cnidaria; Anthozoa; Scleractinia; Pocilloporidae.